AUUGAAAGUAGACAUGUUUUGAGAUUAUUAUUUCAGGAGAAAGCUGAAACUGUCAAAGAAUUUCUUCGUAUGAUGGCUGUUUGUCACACAGUUGUACCGGAAAAGCAAGAAGAUGGCAAUCUACGAUACCAGGCCUCCUCACCCGAUGAGGGUGCACUUGUUCGUGGGGCUGCAGCACUUGGAUUUGUCUUCCACACGAGAAAGCCGCAAAGCAUCCUGGUUUCUGAGCUGGGCAUAAACAAAAGUUAUGAAGUGCUAAAUGUACUGGAAUUCACUAGUGAUCGAAAACGAAUGGGUGUUGUUGUGCGAUUUCCAACCGGCAUCCUGAAACUCUAUGUCAAAGGAGCGGUCAGUAAGUGGAAAUUUUUCAUUUUCUUCUCAUAA
Molecule: messenger RNA, 384 nt
Organism: Gongylonema pulchrum
Lineage: Eukaryota; Metazoa; Nematoda; Chromadorea; Rhabditida; Gongylonematidae
Source: the annotation of a GenBank genome assembly